GCUGUAACUCUCAAGUGUAGCCAAGGCCUCAAAGUCAGGAUGAACAUAGGGUGGUCACUUUGCCCCUCCUUUGCAUGGGAGGUCUUGCUGUAUCCUGUCAAAGCAAGGCAGAUCCCCUGUUACAAUAUACAGUGGCCCAGAGUCUCAAGAGCAAUACUGGCUGAAAUAGCCAGAAUUCUUCUUGGAGUUGUCAUUGUCACCUGAAAGAGAGUCGUCCUCCGCUCCCCCACCCCACCACAGAUCAAUUGCUUUAAAACAUGGAUUCUUAAUGGGGCUUGUAAUCCCAAACUGUGACCAUCCUGCCCUUCCUGUAUUGCUAAAUGGAAGGAGGGGAAGUCUAAAUGAGAUGCCAGCUAAACAGGGAGUGUCAUGGUAUGGAAAAAGGAGGUCACGUUAUAGAAAACACUGAGACUCUUUACCUCAUAGCAACAAUCUAGACCCAUAUAUUUUUAGUUUUAAAUUAGACACAUUCAAUACACAGCAUUAGAGUUUUCCUCGGGCUCUUUUGUUUGUGUGGGUGGGGAGCACAAGGGGGAGAGGUUGGGGCUGUUUAUUGGCCUCAUAUUAGUUGAUGGAUAUUCAUGCGUGUCAAGGUCUGAUUGAAAUAUCCUGCAUAUUAUAUUCUCUUUACUCUCUGCUCUAGAAUUCUGUAGUCUCCAAGUUAUGAAAACGAAAGAAAAACAGGUACCUGGUUUUAUUGACAUGUAAAUUAGACAUUGAAAUGCAAUUAAAGAAGUCUAUUCAAUGUAAGAAAUGCUGCUGAGAAGUGUUUCAAUUUGUACUGCUAUAUUUCCCACCUCUGUUCAAGUCCACGUUUUUAUUUCAAGUCUUUGGGGGUUGGGGAGGGAAUUAUGUUUUUUUGCUAUUUUAGUUAAUGCUAGUGAUUAAGGCUUUCAUUAUUUUCCCUUUUAGGUGCUUUUACUUCUGGAAAUGAUGUUUGAGGCAAAGAUUUCCCUUUCAGAGGUGAUGGCCGCCCUCUCUACUAUGACAUUCAUUUUAAUUUCUGUAAGAGUAAUAGGUAAUAUGACCAAAAAGAACAUCCUCCCCGCAGGUCCAUGGCCAUUACCAAUUGUGAGGAACCUACUUCAGCUUGGAGAGCAUCCUCACCUUUCAUUUAUCCAAAUGAGGAAAAAUUAUGGGGAUGUGUUUCUCCUAAAGCUGGGGAUAGUACCUGUUGUGGUGGUGAAUGGUCUAGAAACGGUGAAACAAGUAUUACUCAGAGAUGCAGAGAGUUUUGCUGGCAGGCCCAAGAUACACAUCUUUUCUUUCUUUGCUGAUGGAAAAAGUCUGUCAUUUUCUGUAGAAUAUGGGGAGAGCUGGAAACUCCACAAGAAAAUUGCCAGUAAAGCUUUAAGAUUCUUUUCAAAGUCAGAAGCCAAAACUUCUACUUGCUCUUGUCUUCUGGAAGAGCACGUAUGUGCAGAAGCUUCAGCACUGGUGAAAAUGAUCUUGGAGCUCUCCUUAGAGAAAAGUGCCAUUGACCUCACUGGUAUUACCAUCUGCACUGUUGCAAAUGUUGUCUGUGUCCUGUGCUUUGGCAAAAGGUACGAAUAUAAUGAUGAAGAGUUUCUUAGCAUGAUUAGGAUCAACGCAGAUUUUCUAAAAGCCACAAGUGUUGUCAACUCAGCUGAUUUUAUACCCUGGUUUCAUUACCUUCCAAUCCCUGCUGUGAAGGCUGCCCAUGGGUUUUAUGAGGUCUUAAAUAACUUCAUCGCACAAUGAGUAGAACAACAUUAUACCACAUAUGAUAAGAAUCAUCUCAGAGACAUUACUGAUGCUCUAAUAAGUAUAAGCAAUGACAAGAGAAGUGAUGGAAAAGCUCCACUCCUAUCUAAUGAUAAAAUAAUAAGUACUGUGAAUGACGUUUUUGGAGCUGGGUUUGAUACAGUAUCAACGUGUCUAUUUUGGAUCUUUCUAUAUUUGGUAAACAACCCAGACAUUCAGACAAAAAUUCAAGAAGAAAUUGAUGGAAAGAUUGGACUCAGGUCACCAAGAUUUGAUGAUAGGAAAGAUUUGCAUUAUACAGAAGCUUUCAUAAGUGAAAUCUUAAGGCACACUUCAUUUAUACCAUUUACCAUUCCUCACCGUGCAACGAAAGAAACCAUUCUCAGUGGGUACCUCAUUCCCCAAGACACCUGUAUCUUUGUUAAUAUGUAUCAAGUAAAUCAUGAUGAAACAUUAUGGGAAAAUGCUGAUUUGUUUAGACUGGAGAGAUUUCUGAAUGAAAACGGUGAACUCAACAAAAGCCUCAUUGAGAAAGUUUUGGUUUUUGGAAUGGGAAUAAGAAAGUGUUUGGGAGAAGACAUAGCUUGUAAUGAGAUUUUUAUUAUUCUCACCACCAUUUUGCAACAGCUGAAGCUUGAGAAAUGCCUUCAAGACCAGCUAGAUCUGACCCCAGUGUAUGGAUUAUCUAUGAAACCUAAACCAUACCAAAUUCAAGUGGCACUGUGCACCUGAACAGUGCAUCUGGAGAAGCUGCAAUUCAAAACAUAAUUCUCACUCAGUAAAUUAGUGUUGGGAAAUCUAUUAUCCAUAGUGUAAGUUAUCCAUUACCUAAGCUACUGGAGUGCAUCUUUUAAUGAAAGGUGUAUAACAAUAAACAAUCUCUUAAAUCACCUUCUCUCUGAUUGUACUAAUCAGUUAACUGCAGGUUAUGUUAUUGUUAACUUUUUGAAUAAGUUGAUUUAAUUUUUGUUUGUAACUGACUAUUUUAAUGCACCUCUUCUCACUGGAUUUCCUAAAAUAAA
Molecule: messenger RNA, 2747 nt
Organism: Chelonoidis abingdonii (Abingdon island giant tortoise)
Lineage: Eukaryota; Metazoa; Chordata; Testudines; Testudinidae
Product: cytochrome P450 1A5-like
Biological process (GO): progesterone metabolic process; hormone biosynthetic process
Molecular function (GO): steroid 17-alpha-monooxygenase activity; iron ion binding; heme binding
Source: RefSeq, a predicted model, not a curated record